This is a messenger RNA of Benincasa hispida (wax gourd), 849 nucleotides long. The record is from RefSeq and is a predicted model, not a curated record. NCBI's taxonomy places the organism in Eukaryota, Viridiplantae, Streptophyta, Magnoliopsida, Cucurbitales, Cucurbitaceae.
AUGAAGAUUGGGCUCACUGUCAAGAAUAAACUCGGUUUCAUCAAUGGUGAAAUCUCUCGACCUUCAGGUGAGUUACUCAGUUCUUGGAUCAUAUGUAAUGGCAUUGUCACUACGUGGAUUCUUAACUCUCUUUCCAAAGAGAUUUCUGCUAGCAUCAACUUCUCCGAUUCUGCUCAAGAAAUUUGGGUUGAUCUACAAGAACGGUACCAACGUAAAAAUCGACCAAGAGUCUUCCAACUACGCCGUGAAAAUUCCAACUUAUCCCAAAAUCAAGAUUCUAUUACCACAUACUAUGCCAAGCUGAAAACGUUGUGGAAUGAACUCAUCUCCUAUCGCCCAUCUUGUUCUUGUGGAAAAUGCACUUGUGGUGGUGUCAAGAACCUACAGACUUACUUCCAAACAGAGUAUGUUAUAGCUUUCCUCAUGGGUUUAAACGAUUCAUCUGCUCCUAUCAGAUCUCAGUUGUUACUAAUGGAACCAAAACCAACAAUCAAUCGGGCCUUUUCUCUAGUUGCACAGGAGAUUGACCAGAAAGCUUAUUCUUCAUCCUUUGGCAAUGCGAUAUCUUCAUCUAAUGCCACUGCCCUUCUUGUGAAAAAUGGUUCUUCUGCUUCCCACCAGACUGUUCCAAGCUAUUCUCACAACACCAAUCAAAACAAGAAGAAAGAUAGACCAAUCUGCACCCACUGUGAUAUUCAAGGGCAUACUGUUGAUCGUUGUUACAAACUCCAUGGAUAUCCACCAGGGCACAAGUUUUACAAACCUCCCGAAUCAGCAAGAGCAUAUCAUUCUGAUUCUUUAUCCUCUUUAACAUCUGAACAAUGCCAAGGCUUAUUGGCUAUGCUCUAG